CCCACUAUUCCAUCUAUUUUUCCUUUGCCCCCACACUUCCAUCGCCGAAGCCCAGCUCGGUCUCUUCUCUUCUCCUCUCCUCUCCUCUCCUCUCCUCUCGUCUUCCUUCUCACCACGUCCCAAGCGCUCCCCUUCCCCCACCUCUCCUCUCGCCGCAGCCCUUGGAGUCGCCUAGGAUUACUUCCGUCUCCGAGCGCGUCGCCGCCACGUCGCCCGUGGCCAUGGUGAUCUCGGCCGAGCCGCCCCCGCCGCCUCCCCCGGAUCCCAUCGCCGACGCCGCCGUGACGGCUGCUGUGGAGGCGGCGGCGGCGGCCACGUCGAACGCUCGCCAGGCUGUGUUCUCCUCGUUCCCGUCGCUCAAGACGUGGGGGAGCCACCGCGUCCUGCGCUGCGCCCACGUCAACCGCGCCUCCGCUAGGCGCUCCCCUGAGAAGCUCGACGAGGUCAAGGAGAAUCUCCUCUGCCAUCUCCGCGGGGUGGCGGCAGGAAGCGAUGCCGCCGACGCUGACGCGGCUGUGGCGGAGACGGCGGUCGCGGAGCCUGCCGCCUCGCGACCGUGGAAGCUGCGCACUCGGCGGCGCCGCCCAGCGGUGGCGCCUUCUCCGAGCGCCUCACCGCCGCCCGAGCGGAGGGCAUCGAGGGCCCGCGCGGAGGCCCUCGACCGGCCGCGGUUCUCGGUGACGCUCACCACCGAGGAGAUCGAGGAGGACAUCUACGCCUUCACCGGCGUACGCGCGCGCCGCCGCCCGCGGCGGCGACCCCGCCCCGUGCAGAAGCAGCUCGAUAUUCUAUUCCCCGGUUCGUGGCUGUCGGAGAUCACCGUCGAGUCCUACCGGGUGCCGGACGAUCGGCGAGGCUAAACCAACGGGGCUCCGGCCGCCGCUCCACCAAUCAUCGUCGAGCCGUCGACGAGGAAGCAAGAAUCCCAAAGGCAAACCAACCAAUCACGAGCUGGUGCUGUUAAUUCUCUCGACUGGUUUCUUCUCCCUUGUGCUGGUGCCUGUUGAUGACAUCUUGGGCCACCUUUUAAUUAUCAAUUGAUUGAAUAGAGUGCUAGUAGUAGUAAGCCGCUGGUGACAUGUAGUAAGUUCGCAUUAGCAUCAGAAGGACGUAAGGGAUAGCUUGGUCACUUUGGUGCGUGAUGGUACAUUUCUUACGGCUGAUUUAUUUUAGUUUAAGAUUGUGAGAAUAGUCUAAUAGAUUAUGUAAAUACUUCUUCUCAUUAGAUUAUGAACUAUUUAAUUUUGUAGUAUAAUUUGACUGAUAGAUUGUAAGAAUCAAUUUUUAUAUUGAGAUUGUUUGUUUUUCUUA
This is a messenger RNA of Phragmites australis (common reed), 1311 nucleotides long. RefSeq lists its product as uncharacterized. The record is from RefSeq and is a predicted model, not a curated record. Lineage: Eukaryota; Viridiplantae; Streptophyta; Magnoliopsida; Poales; Poaceae. The transcript is spliced from 2 exons. Bases 222 to 860 code for a protein of 212 amino acids.